Molecule: messenger RNA, 3303 nt
Organism: Echinococcus granulosus
Lineage: Eukaryota; Metazoa; Platyhelminthes; Cestoda; Cyclophyllidea; Taeniidae
Product: Resact receptor
Exons: 10
Coding region: 1-3303 (1100 amino acids)
Biological process (GO): protein phosphorylation
Molecular function (GO): ATP binding; protein kinase activity
Source: RefSeq, a predicted model, not a curated record
AUGUUUUCAAUGGUCCUUGCUGGUCUGAUAGUAGUGACUCAGGUGGAUGCGAACAAAGACCCUCCUGACCUACCUCUUGCUGUCGCGGGAACGGAGAACACCCGUCUACUGUGGCAGAGACUGCUUCAGAGCUACGGCCAAAUUUGGAGGAGUCGCUUAACUAUCGUUCCAUUAAUCUCAGCUAUUUCUCAUACUGAUACCUCCACACCGUCAAAGAGCCUAGAGAAACAGUCGGCAUUGCUAGCGGAUUCCACCGCGAAUCCGAAUGAUGUCUCUGCAAACUACUCCAUUCUACCUUCUGCCUUUGCACCUCUUGUAUUUUACUACAACCUGCCAGAGCUGUCGAGAGACGUAAAAAUUACUCUCAGCCUCAGUGACAUAUCGGACAUAUUCACAGGGAAACUGCGAUAUUGGAGUGAUAUUCGAAUACGGCAAAGGAAUCCAGAUCUACCGUUCAUUGGUCAGCCCAUACAUCUGAUUCUGCGUGAUGAUAAUUGUAGUGAGAACAUUGCGCUUACUGAAUUUCUCUGCAACUCCUCCGGCAUAUGGCAGCUACAGUAUGGUCUGAUGAGCUCUAUGCAGGAUUUCAAAGCCCCCAGCGGCCUUUCCGUCUAUCACACUAUCCUACCAUCUGGGGGCUUUAGUCUCGUGAAUUCCGUGCCCUACUCGAUUGCUUACUUCCUUGGUACUGUCCCUUCCCUUACGGCAAUUUCGCUUCAACUUCAAAACGGAAUUACAGUCAAUGUUUCCGGCGUUGAAAGCAAUAAAACUAAAUCCAAAAAUGACAGUGUAAACCCAUCUGAAGCUAUAUAUCCCCUAGUCUACACGUUUUACAUCAUUUUCAGAAAGGAUCUACCUGCCACUCCAUAUAACGUCACGGUACUGGCUAAGGACCCACUAAGGCGCUUUAGUACUGCAUGCCGAUUGCAAGUUGAACUCUACCGAUUCCUUCACUGGUUGACCUCCUCUGAAUCUUCUGAGGAGAUUUUAAAAUUUCAUGGCUUUUGUCAGAUCAAAGGAGAGAAUAUGUUGAUGGAUCUAAGCGAAAUGUCCUGUCGCAAUAGCCGAGACCUCACUGUAUCGGCGGAGAAACUUGCUAACGAGGAAACACAUCGUAGAAGCCGUAUUUGGGGGCAUUUUGUGGACUCGAAGGAGGACUAUAGAGACGUCGUUUUCACUCUCUCUACUACAGCCGUAAUUCUCUUUGUGGUUUCAGUCGUCCUCACUUACUACCUCUGUUCGCAUCGCCAUCCCAUCUCAGAAUACAUAAUCGACAUUGAGAAGAUGGAUCCGUCUGACAAUUCUGACGCCUUUCAAACGUCUCUUCAUGAUUUUGAAAUGAAAAAUGCUGCCUUUCUUGAAUAUGCAUUCGAGAACAAUUCUGAUCGCAAUACCUCAAACCCGUACUGUGCCUCGAAGAACUGUGGGAAAAGUGCCAUCAACACUUGGGUCUAUGCUGACUCAAUUCUUUCGACCACACCUGUUAGUGGACAAUACAAGGGUGCGGAUGUUCUUCUCAAACCAACAAAUAUCAGGUCAACCAUGAAGUUUAUGGAGAAGGGUCGUCUGAAGUUGCAGAAGUACACCGCUGUAGACCACGAAAAUGUUCAGCUAUUCUAUGGUCUAGCCAAGUCCUCUGUAACCCAGAAUAAAAUACAGUGUAGCAUCCUUGCAGCACAUUUGAAAGGAAUGCGUAAAAAACAACGAGGAGCUAGGGUUGUGAUGCAGGGUUAUUCCGAAUCAGAUUUUAUCCUCCCCUGGAUCUACUACAUAAUCGUAGAGCCUUGCGUCCGUGGGAGCCUCUUUGAGUUGCUUCACAGCGGACAGUACGAAGUCUCUCAAUCGAUAAAGUUGAAUCUGGCUUCGGACAUUGCCUCCGGAAUGGCCUAUCUCCAUAGCAAAAAGCUCAUCCAUGGAAGACUUUCUAGUCUCACUUGUCUAUUGGAUAGCCGGUGGGUAAUUAAAAUUGCUUGUUGGCAAAAUGUAGAGGAGCUGGUUCAAUCAGAGUCCUUUUACAACAAACACAGUGCAAAUAGGGGUUCUUCUCGGUGCUGUCUCAGAAUCUGCUGGCAACCGGAACACUUAAGACUAGUGUGGAGAUCACCAGCUCAGUUAAAAAGCUUUAUUACAGCACACAGAAGUGCAAGAACAAUAGAUAACAUUCUUUCGAGGCGGGACCACGCGGAAACGAAGCGGGGCAGAGCCACCGAACCGGUGGACACAGAUGCGGAAGAGGGUACCGGGAGUGAGUACGAAUCUAUGGCAUGCGACGUCUAUAGUUUUGGAGUGAUUCUUACGGAGAUAUGGAAUCUAGAGGUGCCAUUUCAGGCUGCACUUGAUGUCUACCAACGUGAUUACCAACUCGCAGAGGCCAUUUGCAACAAAGUCUGCAAACUCUCCAUUUCACCGAAUAUGCCCUCGAAAAUACGUGAGGCGACGGAGUCGUGUGUAGACCACUCGGAAAAACAGAGACCCAGUUUUCGUAGCAUCCUCAAGACCCUGGCAAGCCUCGUGCCCAAGGAGCGAUCUGUCGCCCAUCACAUGAUCCGAGCGGCUGUCGCGCGACUAGUUGACCUGGACGCCAGCUGCGCCUUGCGAGAGAGAGAGGUGGCCAAGAGGAAGGCGCAUAUGUGCCAAAAACUGGACCGACUUUUCCCGCGCGACUACAGCCAAGGGUUGGUGACAGGUACACUGACCCCGUCUACAGUCGCGACGCCGCAGGACGUCCUCCUCGCCGUGGUCAGUCUGGACCAGGCUUUCCUUCAAUCCGCCGCGUUGGCAGAUGAAACAACUGUCUUGCACGAGCUGCAGUGCUUGAAGCAGAUCGCCGAGAAGCACGCAAACGACCCUCUGUUGAGGUGUUUGGCGUCCCCUGGCGGGUUCGAAAACGACGGCGUGUGUUUCGUAGCCAUGGUCCACGGGGACGUGAGCACGCCUGGAAUGGAGGAGGUGAAGCUGAUAGUCCACCUCCUUCGAGUCAUCUGCCAAGUGGAGCGCGAAUUCACCGCUGCCAAGGCAUUUCAUCCCGCCUCGCAUCCUAAAUUUUGUGCUGUGCUGCAUCGUGCUAAGGCUAUUUCCGGACCACUAGGCGCCUACCUUCCCUGUCAAUUUGUUUACGGAAGUGCGUUGGAGGAUGUUUUGGAACUCAAACGCUACGCGAAGGCAAUGGAGGUGGUGGUAACCUCCGAAGUCACCACGAAAAUUAAAUAUAUUUUGAAGGAAUUUAAGGACUACGCGCUCACAGAAACACAUAAAGUCCAGCUUUGGGGGACCAAGCCGUUGCAGCUCUAUGUCCUUCGCUAA